Molecule: messenger RNA, 1415 nt
Organism: Xyrauchen texanus (razorback sucker)
Lineage: Eukaryota; Metazoa; Chordata; Actinopteri; Cypriniformes; Catostomidae
Product: transmembrane protein 121
Exons: 1
Coding region: 1-951 (316 amino acids)
Source: RefSeq, a predicted model, not a curated record
AUGGUACUGCCACCCCCUGACAAGCGGCAUGUGUGUCUAACCACCAUUGUAAUCAUGACCAGUAUGGCAUUCAUGGAUGCGUACCUUGUGGAGCAGAACCAGGGACCACGAAAAAUUGGCGUCUGCAUCAUUGUUCUGGUUGGGGAUAUUUGCUUUCUUAUAGUCCUCCGUUAUGUGGCAGUUUGGGUGGGUGCCGAGGUAAAGACUGCAAAACGCGGCUAUGCCAUGAUCCUCUGGUUCCUCUACAUAUUUGUUCUGGAGAUCAAGCUUUACUUUGUCUUCCAGAACUACAAGGCCGACCGUAAAAGUCUGGAGACAGUUGCUCGGAAAGCGUUGACUUUGUUGCUCUCAGUUUGCAUACCAGGGCUGUACCUUGUUCUGGUUGCGCUCGACAGCAUGGAGUACAUAAGAACCUUCCGAAAGAAAGAGGACAUGCGGGGUCGACUGUUCUGGGUGGCACUUGACCUGUUGGAUGUACUGGACAUCCAAGCCAACCUGUGGGAGCCACAGCGGACAGGUCUGCCCAUCUGGGCCGAGGGUCUGAUGUUCUUCUACUGUUACAUCCUGUUGCUGAUUCUGCCAUGUGUUUCUCUAAGUGAGAUCAGCGUGCAGGGUGAGCAUGUUUCACCUCAGAAGAUGAUGCUUUACCCUGUCCUCAGCUUGGUGACCAUCAACAUUGUCACAAUCCUCAUUAGAGGUGUUAACAUGGUGUUAUUCCAAGACAGCCGGGUCUCGACCAUCUUCAUCGGCAAGAAUGUUGUUGCCAUCGCCACCAAAGUCUGCACCUUCCUGGAGUACCGACGACAAGUUAAGGAGUUCCCUCCUCAAGAUCCUGCAGGCAUUGCCAUGGAAAUACAGCAGAACUCUGUGCCACAUAAUCAAACUCUGCCAAAUGCCACUACCACCCUCCAAGAAGAGCCCUCACCUGCCCGUGAGGUCAUUGACACGUGACCUGAGCUAACAAAAAUGUUGCAUCAUUUUCAAAAAUACAAGAUUAAACUUGAGCAUUAAGGUUCACAGGGAAAGAAGGAAACCUUAGAGAGUCUAGACCAGGGUAAGUUUUUCUUCCUGUUUUGAAGAAUUCUUUUAAAGUCAUGCUCAUCUAAGCCGAGUGAUUAAAGGCCAUUAAUGCUCAGAUGCAAAAAUGGCAGCUCUCAAGUUCUACGAUCAUGAUUUUCACUGUAUUUUGUCAUUUUAAGCAGCCAAUUUAUUAUGUUACAUUUGGGAUGUUUUUUAAAAAGAUUUGUGUGACAUACAGUUGGCUCACCUUGCUGAUGAGCAGACCCGCCUUCAAUAUGUGCCUGCAGAACUCUGCAGAAUUGGAUUGACCAUCAUUUGCAUUCACACAUUUCUACACAUCCCCCAGCCCUUGCAUGUAUAUUUAUUUUAAAAAUAAAAUUCUUAAUUUAUUUUGC